This is a messenger RNA of Lineus longissimus, 10823 nucleotides long. RefSeq lists its product as uncharacterized. Gene Ontology annotation, cellular component: nucleus. Bases 178 to 8949 code for a protein of 2923 amino acids. Lineage: Eukaryota; Metazoa; Nemertea; Pilidiophora; Heteronemertea; Lineidae. Gene Ontology annotation, molecular function: ATP-dependent chromatin remodeler activity; ATP binding; ATP hydrolysis activity. The transcript is spliced from 18 exons. The record is from RefSeq and is a predicted model, not a curated record.
CCCAAUUUUCACUUUCUCGGGAUCUUGUCAUUACAAAUAAACAUUAAAAUAUCACACUUAUAAGAUCAUUUGAUUAGGAUUUCAACCACAUAAAUGAAAACUGCAGACUCUAAUCUACGAAUUAAAGCGCCUGAAUAGCAAAACCAGGUUACGAUGGUUUAACCUCGGGAGUUCCACAUGGAGCCCGAUAAACUCUCUGCCCUGUUGAAGGGCCAGCUUACUCAGCAAGACUACCUCACCUCUCAGAAUGAGAUUGUAGCCAAUCCUACUCAAGGGGAGGCUCCUGAGUUGGACACGAAGUCUGAGGUGGUGCCGAAAGUAUCUGCUGCAACCCCUGAGUCUGGCAGUGAGUUUGACCCCGAGUCGGAAAAUGAGAGUGAGGAGAGUAGUGCAGAAAGCGACGAUGAGGAUGAUGAUGAUGAUGAUGAUGAUGAUGAUGAUGAUGAAAGUGAAGGUGAAAGCGAUGAAGACGAAGAUGAUGAAAAUGAAGAAUCCGAAGCAGAUGACAGUUCCAAAUCAGGAACAGACAACAGUCCUAUACCAAGUGAGACUUUUAAAGCUGAAGUCAAUGUGAAAGCAGACAUUGGUUUAAAUGUUGAAAAUGGAGCAGACAAGGAAGGUGGUGAUGGGUUGAAGGAAAAACUGGAGAUUAAUGGUGGGAAGCCACAUUUUCCCCCUGCGAAUGGAGAUGUUUCUGUUGAACAACAGAUGGACUUCAAAGAUGAUUUAGAUGUAAAAGAUGAAGGUGCACUGAUUGCUGGUGAAAUUGUGCCAUCUGGGAAAACUUUUGAAAGUGACCCAGAUUUGAUGAGUGCGAUUUCUGAUCCUAAGUUUGGGGAAGAGUUGGGGAUAUCAAACGGUAGUGAUAGUAUCCUGAAAACUUCUGAUGGUACUGCAGCAGAUGUAGAGCAGUCCAAAUCAGAGGCUGGUGGAAAAGAAAAGGAAAAGGAAAAGUCAACAAAACCAAAGCGUAAACGAAAGCGUGCUGCGGAGGGCGGUGAAAAGUCCGAGAAAAAGAAGAAGAAGCGAAAGAAAGAAGAUGGAGAGAAGAAAAAGAAGGGAAAGAAUUCAAAGAAGAGUAAUGAAAGAAAAAAUAUCAGAAAAAUCUUCAAAGAAGGUGACCUUGAUGAGAACACAAUCACUGCCCAGCAGGAAGAGAAAGAAAGGAAGGAACGUUUGGCGGCACUACAGAGGAAUGUCGCCAGUAAUAUGCACCUCAAAGCUCUGCUAGAAACUGAUAGUGGAGAAGAGGAAGAGGCAAAGGAGGAUAUUGUCGUCCUAGAUAAGGGUGAUCAGGUGAAGCGUACCGGCAAGUAUGCCGCUUUCAAGCCUGCUCGAGAUGUGAUUGAAUUGUCCAGUGAUGAUGAAGAUGAUGAUGUGACGGUCCUAGAAACACCUGAGGAGGAGAUCGAAAUUGAGGAUCCCAACAAUAGCGGUUUGCAUGUUGAUGAUACACUCAAUGUACCUGAUGAGCAAGGGCGGGUGCUUGUCAAUGUGGGUCACCCUGGAGAUGAGCCGGAUAUAUUCCUCGCUCCGCAGAUAGCAAAAGUUAUAAAACCACAUCAGAUUGGUGGAAUACGUUUCCUGUACGACAAUCUGGUAGAAUCCGUCAACCGGUUCCGAACCAGUCAUGGUUUUGGAUGUAUUCUUGCGCACAGCAUGGGUCUUGGCAAAACCAUUCAAAUGGUCUCCUUCAUAGACAUUUUCUUGCGGAAUACUGAUGCGAAAAGUGUCUUGGUUAUUGUUCCCAUCAACACGCUUCAGAAUUGGCUAAACGAGUUUUCCAUGUGGAUUCCUGAGGUGCCAAAUCCGGAUGAGACAAUGAAGGACCAAAUCUGGCCACGGGAAUUCUAUGUUCACCUCAUCAAUGAUAACCAUAAGACAACAAAGGCCCGUGCUGCUGUAAUCCAAACAUGGAUGAAGAAAGGUGGUGUGUUAUUGAUGGGCUAUGAGAUGUAUCGGCUGCUGGCCACAAGGAAGGCCACAAAAGCCAAGAGGAAGCCUGGCAGGAAGACUGCCAAUUCCCAAGUGAUUGAUUUGGAGGAAGAGGAUAGGAAUAGAGAACUGGCUAUGGAUAUCCAAACGGCCCUGUUACGACCUGGUCCCGACCUUGUGAUAUGUGAUGAAGGUCACAGAAUCAAAAAUAGCCACGCUAGCAUUUCACAGGCAUUGAAGAACAUUAGAACCAGGCGGAGAGUUGUUCUCACUGGUUACCCGUUGCAAAACAACCUAGUCGAAUACUGGUGCAUGGUGGAUUUUGUUCGACCAAACUACCUCGGUAACAAGGCCGAGUUCUGUAACAUGUUUGAGAGACCAAUCAUGAAUGGCCAGUGCGUUGAUAGCACACCAAACGAUGCUCGGUUGAUGCGUCAUCGAGCUCAUGUGCUUCACAGUCUUUUGGAGGGCUUUGUGCAAAGACGAGGUCAUGCUGUUCUCAAGGAUGCGUUGCCCACCAAAGUUGAGCAUGUCUUGUUCAUCCGCAUGUCACCAGUGCAACGGAAGCUCUACCGACUCUUCAUGGACAGUCUAACGGAGAUGGCCCUGUCUGGUUGGGCAACUGUCAACCCAUUGAAGGCAUUCUCAGUUUGUUGCAAGAUAUGGAACCACCCAGAUAUCUUGUACAGAAUCGUCAAGCAGAUGAGGAGUGACGCCAUUGAAGAUGACCUUGACCUUGGCGAGACGGCUGACGGGAAGGCAGGCGAGGAUGGCGUGAGCGUGAAGAAGCCUCGCGGUCGUAAGAAGAAAGCACCAACACAACCAACACCAGUGUUUGAUCCAGUGACGGGACGACCGUUUCCGGAUGUGAACUUGUUCUCAGAUCGGAGGAUGGAGACAAUUACUUAUGAAUGGGCUGAUGAUGUGAUAAAAACCUACUCGCCUGGUGACUUGGUGAAUGGUGGUAAGAUGGUCAUUCUCUUCAACAUUAUUGAAGAGACGAUCCGAGCUGGUGAAAAGUUACUUGUCUUCAGUCAAAGUUUAUUCACUCUCAACUUAAUGGAAGAGUUCUUAGGUCGGAGGAAGGUACCAGAUUCAGACGACAAAUGGGCCAAGAAUAAACAUUACUUCCGAUUGGAUGGCAGCACAUCGUCCCAGGAACGCGAGAAACUUAUCAACUUGUUCAAUGCUCCUAGUAAUGAGAAUGUUCACUUGUUUCUGCUGUCAACAAGGGCUGGCUGCUUGGGCAUCAAUCUGGUCGGUGCUAGUCGUGUUGUCGUUUUCGACGCCUCCUGGAACCCCUGCCAUGACUGCCAAGCCGUCUGUCGUGUUUAUCGCUAUGGCCAAACCAAACCGUGCUACAUCUACCGUCUAGUCACUGAUAACACAUUGGAGAAGAAAAUCUAUGAGCGACAGAUUAACAAACAGGGGAUGGCAGAUCGUGUUGUGGAUGAGAUGAAUCCGCAGAAUAACUUUACCAAGAGACAAGUGGAGUCACUGUUGCAUUAUGAGGAUCAAGACUUGCCUGUGAUGAACAUAGAGUGUGUGGAGAAUCUGACAGAUCCAGUCAUGCGCUUGGUUCUGAAAGACUAUUCAGUCUGGCUCACUAAGGAUCCUUUUACACAUGAGUCGCUCCUCAUUGACCAGCAAGACUUGCGGCUGACCAAGGCAGAGAAGAAGCUUGCCCGCCAGAGCUAUGAGAGAGAGAAGAAGAUGAGUUUAUCCAGUUACCAGCGACCAUCAUAUCAGGCCUACUACCCGAAGCCCGGCGAGAUGGCUGGUGCAUCCAACUCUUACAGGAGUGGGAUGCCAAGAACACUGUCGUUGGCGACAUCACUGCCAAACCCUGGUAGUUUACCUCCUCCUCAAUCCAUGGCUACUCCAGUACCAAUGACUCUGAAGAAAGGGACCCCUGGAUUUGGCAAGGGUUUUGAUCUCAGCACUGGUCAUAGUAUGAACCAUACAGGCGUGACGGUCAAUCAAGUUAUAACAACCACAGAAAUUGUUGUCCCUGCCACUACCACCAGCACAGAUACAACUCCACAGAUCAAAAUACCACCAGGAAAACAGAUCCUAGUAAUCAAGACACAGAAAGGUGUUUACAUCCGUACACCAGAGGGGAAGAUCUUUGCUGUGAGAGGGGGAGGUGGACCUGGUGCACGCAGUGCCACUGCCUCAAAACCGCUUGGAAUGGAAGUGACCACAGUAACGGGAACAACGUCGACAGCGACUGUUUCAACAGCGAACAGCAACAGCAAUGCCGAUAGCAUGACUGGUUUCGACUCCAGAUCAUCAGGAUCCCCACGUGUUCCAUCUUCAGUUUUAGACCUGAUGGAUGGUUCAUCCCAAGACUCCAUGUCCUCUUCCACAGCAAGCGGUAUGACCGGCCUCCUACGAUCUGCUCUUAUGAAAGGUCGCCAAGAAGCUGCUAGUCAUCCACCUGGCCCCUCCGUUCAACCAUCAGUCGCACCAUCACCGCUGACAGCACAGUUUUCAUCGUUAUCCACGAGCAGCCAUCAUGCGUCCCCUGUGCCAUUUACGCAAGGUGCAACGAUGCCGCACCAAAGCAGCCACCAGGCGUCGCCAGUUCCGUUUACACAAAGUCAUAGUAGAUUUGGAGCUAGUCCGAUGGAGAGUCUUGUAUCAAUGGCUACAAGCAAAUCGCAGAAACUUCCCACAAGUGAGGAAGGUGAAAGUGCGGGACAAGAAAGUGAGCAAACAAUGUCUGGUACCAAGAUCGGGUCAAUGAACGUACCAGGGUACAACUCCAUGAUAGAUUAUCAGAGUCCGACAUAUCCUGGUUCUUCUCAGAGACUACCAACCACAACCACCAGCACCUUUGUUGAACCCAAGCUAUCAUCACAGCUGAGUGGUUGUGGAAUGCCAAAGAAGCUUGUCGAUCCUUACAAAAUGCCUGUGUCUGGUAGAAAGCACGAGUCCAGUCACUCAGUGGCAGAUUUGUUGAAUACAAACCGCCGUAGUGCACCAGAUGAUGAUCUCAUGAAAUCUGGCUAUGAUGAGACAAUGGAGGAUUAUGAUUCAGGCGACUCAUCCGGGAUGUCUGGUUUGUUUCCAGAUGUUGAUUUUGACACGCCUAUGCCAGGUGUUGCGCAGGCUUUACCAGCUUCGACAUCAGGUCCACUUGGGGUUAAGCAGAUGCAUGGAAGCAGGCUUCCAGUACCUCAGCAAAUUCAGCGCCAGAUGUUUGAUCACCAGGCUGUUGGGAGAGGAAGAGGAAUGAUCAGAUCUCAUGUUGGUUCAGCUCCUAACAGAAAAGAAGAGGCAGGGAUGUCAUCACUGCGAGCUGUACAAAGUGAUCCUCCCUUGGGAACUAUGAGCAUGGACGAAUCUGGACCACGUCUUGGUAUUGCUGACUACCAACGAGCUGUGACCAAGCCUGCUGCUGGAAAAGUUCUCAUGGGCAGAGGAGAGAGCAGGAUGGCCUUCCAAGGUUCACAUCAAGGGGCUGACACCAUGGAAGAGUCCAGCGGACCCCCAUUGAGCAUUGCUGAUUAUCAACGUGGCCACAAGUGGGCAGGUAGCAGUAGUGGUACCACACAAGCUCUUGGAGGAGGUCUACAGAGGCCUGGUACAGAGAAGAUGGACGAACCAGUGCCACCACUUACCGUAGCUGACUAUCAACGACUUCUGACGCAGACUGAUAAGGGCACCAAGCCUUACAGUGGAGGCAAUCUUGAUGGAAAACACGAGUCUGGUGUGUCUUCGCUUGGUUGUCUGCAAAGCCCAGGAUCGGAAAGCAUGGAGGAUUCUGGUUCACCGCUUAGCAUAGCAGACUAUCAAAGACUUAUCAACCGAACAGCAGACAACAAGCCCAAUGUAGGAGCUGAUGCCAACAGAAAACAGGAGUAUGGUAUGUCAUCACUUAGUUCUCUGCGGGCAACCCCAAGCCCGGGGUCUGAAAGCAUGGAAGACUCUGGCCCACCUCUCAGCAUCGCUGAUUAUCAGAGACUUGUCAGCCAAACAGCCAAGAGCAGUGUUCCCAAGACUAAUAUGGGUACAAAUAGAAAAGAGGAAUCAGGGAUACUACCUCCCAGUUCUCAGCAAGAAACCCAAAGCCCUGGGUCUGAGAGCAUGGAAGAUUCAGGUUCACCACUUGGCAUUGCGGACUAUCAGCGACUUCUAUCCAGAACAGCCAGCAGCAUUGGUGCCAAGGCUGAUAUUGGUACUGAAUCGGACAAGAAAGAUGACUACGGGAUGCCUCCUGUUGGUUCUCUGCGAGAGAUACAAAGCCCAGGAUCAGAAAGCAUGGAUUCAGGCCCACCACUAAGCAUUGCUGACUAUCAACGACUUAUCGACCGCACCGCUGCUGAUAAAGGCACCAAGCCUAAUAUAGGGAGAGAUCCGAAUAGAAAACAAGAGUCUGGAAUAAAGCCUCGCCAUUCUGUGCAAAAGACCCAAUGCCUGGCAUCUGAACUCUUGGACGAUUCUGGGCCACCACUUGGUAUAACAGACUACCAACAACUUCUCAAGCACAGUGCUGACAAUGCUGGUACAAGGCCUAAUAAGGGAGGUCCUCCAAAUAGGAGUCGGGAAUCUGGGUUGUCGUCGCUGGGUUCACUACUUGACACGCAGAGUCCUGAGUCAGAGAGAAUGGAAGAUUCCGGCCCACCGCUGAGCAUAGCUGACUAUCAGAGACUUCUAACCAAAACAGCAGACACUACAAGUGCCAAGGCUUAUGUUGGGACAGAUUCAAACAGGACACAGAAAGCUGGGGUGUCCUCUCUUGGGCCUCUCCCAGAUAAUCCUAGUCCAAGAUCAGAUACUAUGGAGGAUACGGGGCCACCCCUCAGCAUUGCUGAUUAUCAGCGACUAAUUGACCAAACAGAAGCCAGUGCCAGGUGUGCAGUCGGCAGAGAAUCUCAGAUGUCCCAAUUUCGCAACCCAGGUACUGCUGCUGGCAACGUUGGAAUGGAAAAUUUUGGGCAACCAUCGAGUGGCCCCAAGUUCCAUCGGUCUAUUUCGCAUCCAGCGCCUAGUUUGGCAACCAGCUCUCAAAUUAGUACUGAUCAGAACAGGAUGGAUGGGACAAGGUUGUCAUCAGUGGUUGAUCCAAUUCCAGCAUCUGGAAGCUUGGAAGAUUCUGGACCACCUCUCAGUAUAGCAGAUUAUCAACGUGCUCUGUCGAGAACAUUAGAUUCAAACCCGAUGAACAGAGCUGGUGAUAACGUUAGUAUUGAUAUGAAUAUUAACUUAAGGCCACCUGCUCCAGUUCAAGCUAUCAAUGUCACCUCGAAAAAAAAAGGAAAGGCAAACCCACCUCUUGGAGCAUCCGCACCAAAAAACGGCAAAAAACGUGGCCCGAAACCUGGAUCAACAAGGAAGAAGGCCACCAAGAAGAACCCUGAUGUGUCUCAACCUGCUUUUGGAGGUCAAAUGGGUUUACAACAAAACCAGCAGGGUCCGGUGAUGUCACAAGUUUCUAUGAAUAUGAGAAUGAGACAUCCAUUCAUGGGAAAUCAGCCAGGACUUUCUCACUCGUUGUCAGAUUCUGGGCAGGUUGAGACAAACUAUGGUCGAGCUGGCCCAAGGCCCAUAGGCAGGGACCAUGGCUCUGUUAUGUCAUUUGGAUACCAGGGAUCUCAUGGUCAAAUUGAUCAAGACAAUUUUGGUGAAGGAAUGAAUAUGCCAGCUGUGAGCCAAUCGCCAUCGUUGGAUAGAAUGUUUGAUUCUGAUUCGAAUAGUGGACAGGACCAGAACCAGAGUUUGAUGAUGGAUUAUUUGGGAAAGAGAGCAGCAAACUCUCCGCUGAAUCAAGAUGGGCAGGGUUUGGGUACCUCUCAUUUAGGUAUGGCACGUGGUAAUCUAGUUACCAACAUGCGUUCAUCCAUGGAUAUGGACAUGGUUAGAAACUAUUCCAAUCCGCAAAAACAAGAGAAUUUUGAUAUAAUUCAGCAACUAUAUCAAAAUGAUUCAUUGUCGAAGUCUUCAGAUUUGUUCCCUGGAGAGGACACCCUGCAGUCUAAUGAACUUGCAAACUUUCUUUCAAAGGAGAACAUGGUCUCUUCAAGUGCUACUCAUCGCCCUUCAAAUGAGCUUUCUGGUUUGUAUUCAUCACCAAGUACGGCAACUACAUCAAGUAGUAUGUCAAUGGGUUCAUCUGGGAGGCAGGAUUCUAGUGGAAGGUUGUCUUCCAGACUGGGAAAUGAUUCUCGUAACAGACUGCCAGGAGUGGGUGCAGAUUCUCGAGGGCGAAUGGCCGGUUACAUGGGAGCUGAAUCUGGGAACAUGCUCCCAGAUUCUAGUCAUAGGAUCACAAGUUCUGGUUCUGGAGGAAACGUAAGUGGACUUGGUUAUGGUGUGAGUGUGAAACAGGAAGACUCGAGAGGUAGACUUUCUGGAAUGGGUAAUUCCAGUGGUAGGCUACCAGGAAUGGGAAGUCCAGGUAGUAGGCUACCAGGAAUGAGCAACUUUAGUCAUGGAUUUAGUAACACAGGAAUGAUGAACAACUAUAGUGAUAUAUCUGGAAUGUCAGGCAAUUCUGGUGAUGGUAUGUCCGGGCUAGGAGAUUCGAAUAACCCAUACACUGGUAUGAGCGAUUCAAACAAUCUAACUGGCUACCAAGACUCAAAUAAUAGAUUAGGAGUUGGGGAAUCAAAUACUAGACAUUCAGGACUAAAUGACACAGUUUAUUCACAGUCACAGUCAGACUUCGGUGCCAGCCAAUCAUAUCUAGAUCAAAUGACCACCAGAUCAACUGGGCAGGAAUACGCUAGCAUGUCUAGUCAACCUCAGUCAAGUCCAGGGACUCUGCCAAGUUUUAAUAGUAGUUACAUGCAGUCUGCAUCAGAAAUGAACAUGUCACAGCCAUGGAUGGGGUCCACAAUGGGCUACGAGAGUUCAUACGGUGUUCAGAAUACAGAUGUGUACAGGGUACCUCAGGGGGCUUCACUUCAGGAGAACAUGAACUGGUCCAACUACAACUUUCCAAAUCAAACCACGCAGGGAAAUCCCUCACAGUCCUUGAUGUCUGGGAGUAUGGAGAAGAAUGCCUAGUUGGUCUCUUUCCUGGAAAGACUAGUUGUGGUUUCUGUUACCAAAUGCAGGGCAAUGAUAUAGUCGUAGAACUACUUCAUUACCAACCAGUGCAAAUCAUGUGUACAUCUUACAUUUCGUCAUGUAGUAUUGACAGUUUGUGCAAAUUGAGUUCUCGGCAGUGCUUGUGUUUUCUUCAUCACAUUCUGAACAAAUGUUACUUUUUCAAUCAUUGCCAAAUCACAAACCGUGCUAGGUUGUGUACUAUCUUUAAGGUUACUGUAAACCCCAAAUCUGGUAAUUGGUGUAUCAAAAUUGCUGUGAACAAAAUGUUUUUUAGGGUAGGGAGGUUUCAUUAGAGGUUUACAUUAAAUGGAUCACAUGCCCUUAAGUUUGAUGAUUGGGAAAAGGCAUUUGUUCACAGGUUGGGUAGCCAUCAGUACCUUCUACCCAGCCAGGAGCACCUCCCCUUUGUAAAUAUUGCAAUAUUUUCUUUUAGUUUGAAAUUUGAUUUGCAGCUACAAUUCAUUUUCAGUGCAUAAUUUGCAAACACAUAUGUAUGAUCAAGCUUUUGAAAUUGAUUGACAACUUUUUUCUCCUUGUCAUUUUUUUUAUAUCUGUGAGUUGAUCCAAUGCCCAAAGGUAAAAACAAGGACUACUGUUUGUUGCCUGGUAAGUUUGGGUUGGUUUUCUACUCAAUUUGUGUUUGGUCUCAAGAUCAGCCCAGAGAAAUAGUUCCCGGUGAGAAUCAAGGGGGCCUUCCAGCUUGCUGAGCUGGCCAGGAAAAAGUGUUGUUGGAAGGCCUGCCUUGAAUACAUAAGAUAAGAUUCUCGGUCAGCUAGGGAACUGAAUUCUCCAGGUGAAGAGGGUUCAACCUAUACCUCUCACAAGUGUUGUGAAAAGUCCAAUCUUAUUUGUACAUUGUGUGUUCAGAUCGUCUAUAGUAGUCGCCUUGCAUGAUAUGAUGUAUUCAUACAAGAAGUUAUGUGUAUAUGAUGAAUGUAUGUAUGUGAAGUGAAAUUAAGUUUUGGGUCAGUCACACUCCACAUGUUCAGGGUUUUGGAAAUAACAUGUACUUGACAGUGAGGCGGAGCCCUUUUUUGCAAUGCAGCCUUUUGGAAUUAGGGAUUUAUAAACCAGGUUUUGGAGAAAAGUUGGCAUGGUUGUACAUGUACUGUUAGGGGAAAAGGAAAAUGACCUGACAUUUAUAUUAUCUACAUUAAAUGACCUGAGCAAAAAAAAGAUGUUCCGAGUAUAAAGGAUUAUUUUUUAAAGGUGGCCAAUGUUCUUGUAUUGAAAGGUUUUCAAACUUCAAAUAGUUGGCCGACUUUCUUUGUAUUCGUUUUGGUGCCUGUUGGAUCUCCUUUCUUUGCUGGAAGCUUUGUGGAAUAUUUCAAAAAAAAUUCAAAUGAUCCAAUUGAAGAUUUUGCAAAUGCAAUGGAACGUCCUUUAGUGGAACCUCUACUUGUUUUGAUCCCAAGUUGGUCACUUCAUGGAGGUAUUAUUACCAUUCAAUUUGACAUCUGACAUAUUACUCCAGAAAUAAUAUUAUUCCUAUGGAAAUAAAUACGAUGUAUAAUACUGCUGCCUGGUUAGAUAAUGUAGGCCUACAUUAUGUUGUGUAUACUAUCUGGACACUGCAAUGUGUAUAGAUAUUAGAAUUAGAUGUCUGAGGUGGAGUUGUCUGUUAGGUUUGAUAUUCUUAAUGACCACCUGAAUACCUUGUGGCAUCUUUGGGACAGAGGCCUCUGAUAAGACAUGUACUGUGCUCCUGUCUGCCAAGUGUCUUCAUAUCAGAAUAUCAAAAUUAACUGAAAUGAUUUGCCCCGUAAGGGAUCAGUAUUGAGUGUUGUAAAUAAACUAAAAAUUUCUCAAUAAAACAUCAAAAGAAACAA